AAAGCAACUACUAAAGUUAAUCCAUUUUACUCGAAGCUCCCAAGGUCUCAUCAUCCCCGACUUUCGGAAUUCUUUACACACCAAUCACCCAUCUCCAGGCAUUCACUCUAAAAUUCACACAAAUUUAGAUCUUCUUCUUCCUCUUUCGUAUUUGUUUGUGAAUUGUGGUUCUGUUCAGCACCUUUUCUUCCUGUUCCGGAUCUCACUAAGAGAUUUUGAUUGAAGCUUCUGUUAGACUCACCGUAAAGGAUAUCAUUCUGAUUGAAGCUCAAAUUAAGGAGAGAUCUUGGAUCCAAUGGCGGUCGCAGUCCGAGGAAGCCGGGGCGGAGGGUCGGGUCUCGGUGGAUUCAGUCUACGGAGCUUCUUCUCGUACCGGGUCUUCGUCUCGGCCAUGUUCUCCCUCCUCUUCAUCGCCACGCUCUCCGUCCUCCUCACCACCAACCCAUCCACCUCUCACCACGAUUCUACCCUACCGACUACUGGGAAUGCGUAUGUGCAUCGAACGUUUUUGGCUUUGAAAUCCGACCCUCUUAAAACGAGAUUGGAUUUGAUAUAUAAGCAAGCGAGUGAUCACGUUACGCUUGUGAAUGCAUAUGCGGCAUAUGCGAGGAAGCUUAAGCUUGAGAUUUCUAGGCAAAUGAGGAUGUUUGAUGAUCUGGCACGGAAUUUCUCGGAUCUUCAGAUGAAGCCCACUUACCGGGCAUCGUUGUUCGAUUCAGAGGGUCCGGUGGAUGAGGAUGUUUUGAGACAGUUUGAGAAGGAGGUGAAGGAUAAAGUUAAGAUUGCACGGUUGAUGAUUGCAGAGGCGAAAGAGAAUUAUGAUAAUCAGUUGAAGAUUCAGAAGCUGAAGGACACGAUCUUUGCGGUUAAUGAGUUGCUUAUUAAGGCAAAGAAGAAUGGGGCAUUUGCAAGCUUGAUUUCUGCCAAGUCAAUUCCGAAGAGCUUGCAUUGUUUGGCAAUGAGGCUUGUAGAGGAAAGGAUUUCUCAUCCUGAGAAAUAUAGGGAUGAGGACCCUAAGCCAGAGUUUGAGGAUCCGAGUUUGUAUCAUUAUGCCAUAUUUUCAGAUAAUGUGAUUGCGGUAUCUGUGGUAGUGAGAUCUGUGGUAAAAAAUGCACAGGAGCCUUGGAAACAUGUUUUCCACGUAGUUACAGAUAGGAUGAAUCUUGCAGCAAUGAAGGUUUGGUUUAAGAUGAGGCCAGUGGAAGGAGGUGCCCACGUAGAGGUGAAGGCAGUAGAGGAUUAUACUUUCUUGAAUUCUUCAUACGUGCCAGUAUUAAGGCAACUGGAGUCAGCAAAGUUGCAAAAUUUUUACUUCCAGAACCAGGCAGAGAAUGCUACGAAAGAUGCACAUAACAUGAAGUUUAGGAACCCAAAGUACUUGUCAAUGUUGAAUCACCUUCGCUUCUAUUUGCCAGAGAUGUACCCUAAAUUGCACAAAAUCCUAUUUUUGGACGACGAUGUUGUGGUUCAGAAAGACUUAACAGGGUUAUGGAAGAUUGAUUUGGAUGGGAAAGUGAAUGGAGCUGUUGAGACCUGCUUUGGGUCUUUCCACCGCUAUGCCCAGUACUUGAAUUUCUCACAUCCUCUAAUUAGGGAGAGAUUCAAUCCUAAGGCUUGUGCUUGGGCUUAUGGAAUGAACAUAUUUGAUCUUGAUGCUUGGAGGCGUGAGAAAUGCACGGAACGGUAUCAUUACUGGCAGAACUUGAAUGAAGAACGUGCCUUAUGGAAGUUGGGUACUCUUCCGCCUGGCCUGAUCACCUUCUACUCAACAACAAAGUCAGUGGACAAAUCCUGGCACGUGCUAGGGCUUGGCUACAAUCCCAGCAUUGGCAUGGAUGAGAUCAACAAUGCUGCAGUCAUUCAUUACAAUGGCAACAUGAAACCUUGGCUCGACAUUGCUAUGAACCAGUAUAAGAAUCUCUGGACCAAAUAUGUGGACAAUGAUAUGGAGUUUGUGCAGAUGUGCAAUUUUGGCCUCUAACUGCAUGCCGUGGCUGCUCUGUCGUCGAUCGGGUAACACGACCAAUGAGUUCCAGCCGAUGUCCAUAGUGGGUUAUCUUAUUCAUCUGGGUUAUCGUAUCCUGUAUCAGUUGUAACCUUCAGAGUGAAGCAUUUUUUUCAUUCUGUGGUGGAAAUGCUAUCUACUAUUUUUGGGUUUUUGAGCUUUUGUUAGUUGUAAGCUAUCAAGCAUGAGUUCUUAUGAACCAGUUUGGGUUUUGUACACGGAGAAACGAUUCUUUUAAUUAAAAUUCUUUUACCAAUC
This is a messenger RNA of Corylus avellana, 2263 nucleotides long. RefSeq names its product galacturonosyltransferase 9 (gene GAUT9). The record is from RefSeq and is a predicted model, not a curated record. Gene Ontology annotation, molecular function: polygalacturonate 4-alpha-galacturonosyltransferase activity. Lineage: Eukaryota; Viridiplantae; Streptophyta; Magnoliopsida; Fagales; Betulaceae.